Triticum dicoccoides is the source of this 1691-nucleotide messenger RNA. Its product is annotated as transcription factor LATE FLOWERING-like. Bases 263 to 1450 code for a protein of 395 amino acids. Gene Ontology annotation, biological process: regulation of DNA-templated transcription. NCBI's taxonomy places the organism in Eukaryota, Viridiplantae, Streptophyta, Magnoliopsida, Poales, Poaceae. The transcript is spliced from 2 exons. The record is from RefSeq and is a predicted model, not a curated record. Gene Ontology annotation, molecular function: DNA-binding transcription factor activity; protein dimerization activity.
CCAUCCUAUUCCCAGCAGCUAGCUGCGCGGCACACUUGCACUUCGUCGUCCCCAGCAAUCGAGAAUCUUUCGCAGAUCGACCGAUCCACCGGCCGGUGCAGCCAGCCCAAGUUAAUUCAGUGCUGCACCAGUAGCAUGAGCAUCUACCGCUAGCUUGAUAGCAACUAGCAACAUAACCAGCAAGGGCAGUGCGAUUCGCAGCACAACUAGAGAAUCGAGCUGAGAGGCUUGCCGGCCGGAGGCAGCGGCACACGUGCAGUACAUGGACGCCUUCGGCUGGAGCACGCAGCCUCCUGUGACGACCGUGCCGAGCUGCCCGACCGACGACGCCCUCCUCGCCGCCUUCCUGGGCGCGGGCAGCUUCGAGGAGCUCCACUCCGCCGGCGCCGGCGACGGCACCGUGUGCUCCGACGCCUACCACGGCGGCCUCGACCUGCCGUCGUGCCAGAGCGACCUCAGCCUCCUGCGGUGCCAGGACGGCGUGGCGCUUCCCGGCCACGGCGACGGCGACGCGUCGUCCAACGUCUUUCUCGACUCGGCGGGUUGUUUCCUCCCGGCUAUCGCCGGCGCGCAUGAUGGGCUCCAUGACAGGUUCGCGUUCGUCCCUGAUGAUCCCGCGCAGGCUGCCGGCUCCAACACCGCCUUCUCCGGGUACAGCACCACCACCGGAGGCGUCGGCGGUGGGAACGUCUCCUCCGGCGAGUCCAACACGUACGGCGGUGGCGGGCACGAUACGGAGGUUGCGUCGCCGCCAUGCGCCGUGUCGUCGCGGCGGGUGCAGCAGAUUAGUCAGGUGGCCCCGCCCCCAACGAAUGGGAACAAGAUGCCGGACAAGCUCCCGGCAGCGGCGGCGACGACGGUGGAGGGCAGAGAACGCUGGGGCACGAACCGAGCCGCCGCGCCGACGACCAGCAUCACGUUCGGGCACAGCGGCGGCCGGCGCGGGUACGAGCCGGACAAGGAGGCGAUAGCGCAGGUCAAGGAGAUGAUCUACCGCGCGGCGGCGAUGCGCCCCUUGCCCAGCUUGACCGACGCCACCGCCGGAGAGACGCCGCAUGAGCCGUCGUCGUCGAAGCCCCGGCGGCGCAAGAACGUGCGGAUAUCGAGCGACCCGCAGACGGUGGCGGCGCGGCUGCGGCGGGAGAAGGUGAGCGAGCGGCUGCGGGCGCUGCAGAGGCUGGUGCCGGGAGGGAGCAAGAUGGACACGGCGUCCAUGCUCGACGAGGCGGCCAGCUACCUCAAGUUCCUCAAGUCGCAGGUCGCGGCCCUGGAAAGCCUAGGCGGCGGGGGCGGCGCCGGCGGUGACGACGACGGCCGGUACUCGUCGGUGCAACGGUACACGGGAAGGAAUUUCAACCCUUCGGCCCGUGGCAUCGGCGGCGGCGGCAGCACCGUACUCUCCUUCGGGAGAGACGGCGUCGCUGGCUACGUGAGAUCCAGUAGGAACUGAACAUGCAGUUGUAACAAGAACACAAGUUGCUGUGUUGAUGUCACUGUGUGGUGACAUGAGAUCGAAGUAUAUCCAUCCAGAUGCCUCGAUCGAUCUGGCGUUUCAUGAAGGAUGGAUUGAUUGAUAGUAAAGUGUUCAGAUUUACCAUACGUUGACAGGAAUAAAAAUGUGUGAUUUGUACACUUAGGAAUUGAUGAAAAGCACUGUAACUUGCAAUCAUGGAUGAAUUCUAUCUAGGUAG